Molecule: messenger RNA, 4268 nt
Organism: Girardinichthys multiradiatus
Lineage: Eukaryota; Metazoa; Chordata; Actinopteri; Cyprinodontiformes; Goodeidae
Product: inactive dipeptidyl peptidase 10
Biological process (GO): proteolysis
Molecular function (GO): serine-type peptidase activity; dipeptidyl-peptidase activity
Source: RefSeq, a predicted model, not a curated record
AAUUUCUGCAACAAUUAAAAACUGCUUUCCUAAAAGCAACAGUGUCACGCAGUUCUCCAGUUGAAAACUUGUGCAAUUUGUUGAAGUCUAAGUAAUGUUGUAGAUUGGUCCCGCUCCCCCGUGGCUCAACAAACCAAUUUGUCUGACGGUGGAAAUGAAGCGGCACUAAUGUCCUCCCUUUUAGCUCGGCUCACAUUCAUCACUACGUUUGUUUUCUAUCUCACUCAGGACCUGGGGAGUUCAGACGGUCCCCCGCGGAACUGGAAGGGCAUAGGCAUCGCCAUGGUGGUGAUCCUGGCGGUUAUGUCCCUGGUCAUCCUCUCCGUCGUCAUCCUCACACCUGAUGAGUCUCACUUGUUACUCCGCUCCCAUUUGACCAUGGAGGAUCUGGAGAGCGACAAGUUUAAAGUUCACGAUCCCUGUGCAGCAUGGUUGAACAAUAAUGAAGUGGCCCUGCGCACCAGAGAGGGACAUGUGCUGACGUUCACCCUCAAAAACAACCUAACCACAACUCUGCUGGACAACAGCUCCCUGGACCUGACCUCAGCUAAAUUCCAGGUGUCUGCAGACAAGAGGUUUGUCCUCUUGGCAUACAACAUUCGACCGGUGUUUUCUCAGUCCUUCACAGCUUCCUAUGCUAUCUACAGUGUGGCUAAUGGGGAUCUGAUGGAGCUUAGCCCUCCAGAGAGGGAGACGAUAGAGUUGCAAUAUGCUUCCUGGGGACCCCAGGGGAAUCAACUGGCCUUUGUGUUUGACGGGGACAUUUACUACAAGCCCAACGUGGCGAGCAACCCGCUGUGUCUCACGUCCACUGAUGAGGACCAGAAGGUGGUGAACGGGCUCUCUGACUGGACCUAUGAAGAGGAGGUGCUUCUGACAUAUGCCGCCCACUGGUGGUCUAUGGACGGUGCCCGGCUUGCGUAUCUCCGCAUCAACAACUCUGCUACACCUGUGAUGGAAAUACCUCACUUCCUUGGAGGCCUCUACCCCUCCAAUAUGAUUUUCCCCUACCCAAAGGCUGGUUCCAGUAUCCCAUUAGUCAGUCUGCUUGUAGUGAACCUUUAUGGUCCAGCUCACACUCUGGAGAUGCUGCCUCCCGACUCCCUCAGGGCCAGGGAAAACUACAUCUCCAUGGUGAGCUGGAUCAGCAGCACCCGACUUUCGGUUCGCUGGCUGAAUCGUGCCCAGAACCAAUCAGUGCUCUGCGUGUGUGAGGCCACCACGGGGGCAUGCUCAGAGAAACACAAAAUGGCCAUGGACAUAAUGCAGAAUCAGCGACAGGACGUGCCUUUGUUUACAUCGGACGGUUCAAUGUUUUAUACGAUAUUACCUGCAAAACAAGGCGCUCGUGGAGAGUUUCACCACAUCGCUGGUCUGACGGUCCAGCCUGCCACCCCCUCUGUCCCCCCUCGCUUCUUGACAUCGGGGAGCUGGGAUGUCACCUUGCUCUGCGCCUUAGAUGAGAAUGCUGGAAAAAUCUACUUUCUGAGCACAGAAGAAUCAAGAGAGAGCAGACACCUUUACAGUGUGGACCUGAAUGGAGUGUUUCAGCGUCAUUGCAUCUCAUGUGACCUCAUUGAUGGAUGUGGCUUCUUCAAAGCUGUUUUCAGCCCCAAUCAAACCCACUUCAUCCUCUAUUGUUUAGGCCCAGGAAUCCCUAAAGUGACGGUUCACAGUACGAGGGACCCUUCAAGUUAUGUCAUUUUGGAGGAUAACAACCCAAUGUCUGAAGCUCUAGAGGACAAGAGGCUCCCUGAAAAUCUGUUUAGAACAGUGCAAGCAGACAACCAUGAUCUGCACCUGAAACUAUCUCUACCUCAGGGCUAUGAGGCCAACCUGCUCCCGCUUCUCAUUAUGGUGGAUGGCACUCCUGGUAGCCAAACUGUGACGGAGAGGUUUUCUCUCGGCUGGCCUCAGGUCCUCUGCAGCACACACAACGUGGCCUUGGCCUGGGUGGACGGCCGGAGCGGGGUGGGGCGUGGGCAGAAGACUGUAGUGAUGGAUCCUCGGAAGCUUGGUUUGCUGAAAGUCAAAGACUAUCUGGGAGUUGUAGAGUUGUUGAUGCAGCUGCCUUACAUCGAUGAUCGAAGGAUAGCCCUCUACGGAAAGGCACUUGGAGGUUAUUUAACUCUCAAAAUGUUAGCUGCAACAGACAAACUAUUUCAAUGCACUGCAGCUGUGGCACCAAUAACUGAUUUCAGGCUUUAUAGUGCAGCUUUUUCUGAAAGGUAUCUUGGACUUCCAGCAAAGGAGGAGCAUGCCUACUUGACUGCCUCUGUCCUUGAAGACGUCAACAAACUAAAAGACGAGAACUUCCUUAUUCUACAUGGAACUGCAGAUGCGAGGGUCCACUUCCAGCACAGUGCUGAGCUCCUGAGCCGCCUCGUGAAGGUGGAGGCCAACUACUCCCUGCAGUUGUACCCAGAUGAGGGCCACAUCCUGAGAGAGCCCCGCAGCGUUAAACACUUCCAGCGGACUGUGGUGAACUAUCUCCAAAACUGCCUGAAACACAGCACCCUCCUAGAUGCCCCAGAGGAAGAAGCGGAAGAAGAUGACUGAACCCAGAGUCCUCCAUCUCUUCUUCUGAAAGGACUCAUGAUGAGGACUGUAUGCAACAGUUAUGCAUUUCAUUGGGUCAAGUUACCAAGAAUUAGAGCAGAUGAGUGGGGACCAAAAGUAUCAGAUCAUCUCCUGUAACGUCUGGAAAAAUUGUUGUACUGUAUGACAUGUUGCACACAAUCAGUUCUGCCGUUUUGUUAUAUGUUUGAGGAACAGUUUGUUUACAAAAUUCACUUGAGAUGAUGUGGAUGAGACUGCCACUGACUCAAAAAGUUUACAAAGGUUAUAAAACAUGCAUGUCAUAACGGCUGCAUGAUGUUGAUUGUUGCAUUUUGUGCAUUUUUCCAGGAUUUUCGUUGUUGUCUUCCAAGCUCAGAGCAGGGGUCUCUAAAUCCAGUUCUUGAGAGCCACUGUCCUUCAAUUUGAAAUGCAUCCCUGCUCCAACACUCCUAAAUCAAAUGGUUACAUUACCGUCUCGACAUGUCAAGAUCUGCAGAGGCCUGGUAAUGAGCUUUUGAUUUAAUUCAGCACUGGAACAUACAUACAAGAAAAAGUUGGAAGACAAUAUCUCAUGAAGAGUUGGGGACCCCUGUCUUAGAGGUUGCAAAACCUGCCAACAGCAAAAACCAUACUGGGAGAUAUUGAAAAUUGUAACGUAUUUCAUAAAGUAAACAUCUUAGCACACUGAUUACUUUGAGAAAUGAGGUAAUCGGUCUUCCAAAAGUAAAUAUUUGGGAUGGUUAUUUAAUAAAUGUAUGUUAAUCCAAAACGUUGAAUAAAGCGUCCUAAUUGGUUACCGGUCUGUUCAUAGCCUGCAUGAUCUCAGAAUAAAAUCAGAGCUACAAUUUCAUCCCUGUGGAAUAGUAAAGUUAUUUCAGUAGUUCAAUAAAAAAAGUUAAACUCAUAUGCAGAUUUAUUGCACACACAGCUGUGCUAACUUUGGACUUUAUUAAACACAGUAGACUAACACCAACAGAUGGCAUGGCUCCCCAAAUCAUCACUGAUAGUAAGAACUUGUCCCUGUUAUCUGUGCACCCUUUGUCCUUCCACUCAAUUUUCUAUACUUUUCCAUUAAUAUGGCUGGAUACAACACUGUUAACAGCCACCUAGUUUAGCAAUGACAUUUUGGUGACUUGCACGCCUUCUGGAGAGAGUAAGGGACUGUCUGAUAGACACCUGUCAAGUCAGCAGUCUUCUCUAUGAUUAUGUAGGCAAUAACAUGGCCAUUACAUAUUGAAAACCAUAUUUACUAGUUUUCAUUUGCUUUACACUAUAAUUCUCAAAUGAAUAGAAAUAACGCUUGAAAUAAAUCGUUCUAUAUAUAAUGUAUGAGUUUAACUUUUUUUAUUGAAUUACUAAAAUCAAUUAACUGUUUAACUUUAUUAUAAUUUAUUGAGGUGCACCUUUAUUUUAACAUUUUUACUGUGUUAUGGGAUUUACCUUAAGGACUGUGAUAAAUGUGCCAAAAACAUUUUAUGGAUUUUAAAUUUUAACAUUUUGUUUGCAUUGUGUGAAUACCAACAAGUAUGCAACUGAUAUGCAACAGAGACUAUUUAUAUCACGCUUCAGUUCAAACAUUAUAAUAAUUUACAAGAAAUGUAAGUGUCUGUGCCCUGUAUUUAGAAGUAUUAUUUCUGUUUUUUGAUACAUUGUGGUAUUUUAACCAUUUAUUGUGUAAUGCAGAAUUAAAUUUUUUCUUUGCACAAACA